GUGACUUUGUUUACUACGGAAACGCGCGAGCUAAAGCAACCGCUAGCAAGCAGCGAGCUCGUCGUGACGAACAAAACUCAAAAAUCCGUCAAAUUCUUUUGACUUGAGUGUGUUUUUGUGUGUUUUAGUUUAUUCGAACAUGCAUGACAGCGGGUAACAAUGUGGCUCAGCGACGCAGCGCCAACGUCUUAAAUGUGCCAAAUAGUGUCGCUAUGAGGUCGCUAAAUUACGUGCAACGUGUUAGUUUGGACUUCACGGGAACGCUCUUUCCUCACGCUAUUUGUUUAGGAGAUGCUGACAACGACACACUAAACGAGCUGGUGGUGGGCGACACCAGCGGGAAGCUGCACGUCUACAAAAACGACGACUCCAAAGCGUGGCUCACGAGGAGCUGCAUGGGCAUGCUGACGUGCGUCGCAGUCGGAGACGUGUGCAACAAAGGGAAGAACUUUGUGGUAGCUGUGGGUGCCGAGGGCUGGUUUCACCUCUUCGACCUGACCGGCGCCCCCGCCGGAAAAUCGGAUUCGUCGAGCCUGCAUGACGCUCUCUCCCUGGAGGAGCAGAAGCCCUUCUUCACGCAGCACAUCCCGGCCAACACCAAAGUCAUCCUCAUCAGCGACAUCGACGGGGACGGACGCAGCGAGCUGGUGGUGGGCUACACCGACCGAGUGGUGCGGGCUUUCCGAUGGGAGGAGCCCUCGGAGGGUUCUGAUGUGGGGUCCGGUCAGCUGGUCCUGCUGAAGAAAUGGCUCCUGGAGGGACAGGUGGAUAGCCUCUCCGUGAACCCGGGUCCCGAGGGCCUGCCGGAGCUAAUGGUCUCCCAGCCGGGCUGCGGCUACGCCAUCCUGCAGUGCUCCUGGACGCAGCAAGACUCCCCCCAUAGCGGCGGUGGCGACGCCGAGGACGGGUCCGCCACGCCCGGGAGCGAGGGGCCUCCCAGAGAUGUAGUUCUCCAUCCGACCACCGGGCGGAUCCACAACAAGAAUGUGUCAACGCACCUCAUUGGAAGCAUCAGCAAAGGAUCAAAGGAGGAAUCUUCCAAAUGUGGCCUCUUUGCUCUCUGCACGCUGGAUGGAACCUUGAAGCUGAUGGACAGUUCCGAGCAGCUGCUGUGGUCGGUGCAGGUGGAUCAUCAACUCUUCGCCCUGCAGAAGCUGGACGUCACGAGGGAUGGCCGGGAGGAGGUGGUGGCGUGCGCCUGGGACGGCCAGACCUACAUCAUCGACCAUAACCGCGCCGUGGUGCGCUUCCAGUUUGACGAGAACGUCAACGCCUUCUGUGCGGGUCAGUACACGUGCAAGGAGGGCAAGAACAGCCCGUGUUUGGUGUACGUCAGCUUCAACCACAAGAUCUACAUCUACUGGAAGGUGCAGCUGGAGCGCAUGGAGUCCACCAACCUGCUGCGCGUGCUGGACCAGAGGUCGGAGUUCAGAGGUCAGCUGGAGACGCUGGGAAUGGGUCGUCGUCCCGACCAAGUCUUGGAACACGACAAACUUAUUUUACCACCUGAGCCGCUCUCACCCGCUGGAGUACAGCAGCAAACAGCCACAAGGAUCUACAUCAGCCGGUGCAAGUGGAACAGCACCGAAGCGGCAACAACAGACCACCAUCGAGAGGUGGCGCUGACCCGGCGGCCGUCCGAGCUCUGCUGGCUGACGUUCUCUACGAGGACGCCGUGGAUUCUUGAGCGCGUGGCGCCAAUCAACGCUGACGAGCUGCUGAAAGGAGCUCUUCAAUCACGCUGCCGGCCCUCCUCCUCCGUUUAUUUUGGAUGUCAGUCAAAACACAUUUCAUAACACCGCGCUCCCAAUGACUGCUCACAUGUAAGCCAUUAAUAUUUGUCUUAUUCGAAUAUACUCAUAUUCUGACCCUGCUAUAAAUAUCACGUAUCCAAUAUUAAAGUUAACUUUCAGCAAAGACAGCGCCCCUGUACCUAAUGAAGUGAAGUGGCGUGGUUUUUCUCCCUAAAUCAGGGGUCGGCAACCCAAAAUGUUGAAAGAGCCAUAGUGGACCAAAAAUAUAAAAACAAACAUGUCUGGAUCCGCAAAAUAUUAAAAGCCAUAUCACAUACAGAUAGUGUGUCAUGAGAUAUAGAUUUAAUUAUGAGGACUUAAAGCAGGGGUGUCAAACUCAAAUACAGAGUGGGCCAAAAUUUUAAACGGAACAAAGCCGUGGGGCAAGGUUGAACAAAUUAACCUUUUAAUAGGGACCCAAACCAGUUUUGCAUUAAAUAUUGAACAAGCAAGGCUUAUAUAACUUUAGUGACAUGCAAAAUCCAGUUUCAAAUAAUAAUAAUUAAAAAAAUAUCAAUGGCGUAUCAAAUAAAAUUUAAAUAAAAAGUCUAUGCCUUUUUUUCUAUUUGCAAUCUUCUGAAGUAAAUAUCAACUUUUUUCCACAGGCUAAUAAUACAUUUGAAGAUAAAAUAAUAAUGAAUGAACCAAACAUUCAAGCCUUGAAGUAGCAAAAGAAAAUGCUUGAAUAAAACGUUAAUUAUUGGUCGGUUUGCUGGAAGUUUCCCGGAAGAGUUAGUGCUGCAAGGGGUUCUGGGUAUUUAUUCUGUUGUGUUACGGUGCGGAUGUUCACCCGAAAUGUGUUUGUCAUUCUUGUUUGGUGCGGGUUCACAGGGUGGCGCAUAUUUGUAACAGUGCUAAAGUUGUUUAUACGGCCACCCUCAGUGUGACCUGUAUGGCUGUUGACCAAGUAUGCUUUGCAUUCACUUGGGCGUGUGUGUGUGUGUGUGUGUGUGUGUGUGUAAAAGCCACAAAUAUUAUGUGACACACUGUUAGUAUGGAGGAAAAGCGGACGUGACGACAGGUUGUAGGGAACGCUAAAGGCAGUGUCUUAAAUGCACGCCCCCAAUAUAGUUGUCCAGGUAGAAAUUCGGGAGAAUGGCUGCCCUGGGAGAUUUUCGGGAGGGGCACUGAACUUCGGGAUUCUAUCGGGAAAAUUAGGAGGGUUGGCAAGUAUGAGUAUUAGCGGUGAAUGCGGUGUCACAGCGGCACCGACGCUGUAUAACACCGGCGGGCCAGCUCUAAUGCUAAAUUGAUAUUGCCUCGAGGGCCAAAUUAAAUUACACGGCGGGCCAGAUUUGGCAAGAAGGCCAGAGUUUGACACCCAUGACUUAAAGGAAACUAAAUGAGCUCAAAUAUAGCUGCAAAUGAGGCAUAAUGAUGCAACAUGUACAUACAGCUAGCCUAAAUAGCAUGUUAGCAUCAAUCAAUGUUUAUUUAUAUAGCCCUAAAUCACAAGUGCCUCAAAGGGCUGCACAAACCACAACGACAUCAUCGGUAAGGCCCACAUAAGGGCAAGGAAAAACUCACCCUAGUGGGACGUCGACCAUGAUGACUGAGAAACCUUGGAGAGGACCGCAUAUGUGGGCAACCUCCACCCCCCCAGGGGACCGAAAGCAAUGGAUGUCGAGCGGAUCUAACAUGAUAUUGUGAAAGUCCAAUCUAUAGUGGAUCUAACGUAACCGUGAAAAUCAGGUCCAAAGUGGAUCCAAUAUAGUAGCGAGAGUUCCAUCCAAAGUGGAGCCAGCAGGGAACCAUCCCAAGCGGAGGCGGAUCAGCAGCGCAGAGAUGUCCCCAACCGAGCGGUUCAUCUUGGGUCCCGACUCUGGACGAACGGUCCAUCCUGGGUCCUGAUUUUGGGCAGCCAGUACUUCAUCCAUGGCCACCGGACCGGACCCCCUCUACAAGGAAGGGGGGGACAUAGGAGAAAAAAGAAGAGAAACGGCAGAUCAACUGGUCUAAAAAAGGGGGUUUAUUUAAAGGCUCGAGUAUACAAAUAAGUUUUAAGAUGAGACUUAAGCAUCUCGAACUGUAACCGGGAGGGCAUCCCAGAGUACUGGAGCCCGAACGGAAAACGCUCUAUAGCCCGCAGACUUUUGUUGGGCUCUGGGAAUCACUAAUAAGCCGGAGUCCAUAUGGUACAAUACAAUCGGCAAGAUAGGCUGGAGCUAGACCGUGUAGUAUUUUAUACGUAAGUAGUAAAACCUUAAAGUCACAUCUUAAGUGCACAGGAAGCCAGUGCAGGUGAGCCAGUACAGGCGUAAUGUGAUCAAACUUUCUUGUCCUUGUCAAAAGUCUAGCAGCCGCAUUUUGUACCAACUGUAAUCUUUUAAUGCUAGACAUCUCCCGUCCAAAGGCAAAACCCAGUAACUCGAUUUUGGUCAAAACUGAGCUGAUAAUAAUUAUGGAGUUCCUAGGUGAUAUGCUUUACAUUAGUGUAUGCGAUAUUGUAAUUUGUUCCGUAAGUAAGCUGUUACACGCAUGGCAGGACCUAGCAACUACCAAAUAACCGCGUAGAUACAACAGAAAAACUUAGUAUCUCAAGGGACCAAUCGGAGCUUCUUUGUCAGUCGCCUUAUUGUCUUUAAUGAGACAUUUGCACGAAUGGGUGCCGACGGUCAACCUGAUUAUGUGAUAUUAUGGCACGAGGGGAUAUUUGGAAGAUUGGCCCCAGGACGUUGCAAGCACCUUCAUUAAAUGUAUUGUUCUUGAUUCUUCCCCUUGCAUACUCUUUUGGGCAGAUAACUGUGGAGGUCAAAAUAAAAACUGGACUCUGUACACGGCUCUUGCCCAAUGUGCAAACGCAGAAUGGGGCCAACCCGAGAUUGGGAUAAAAUAUCUGGAGAAAGGGCACACGUCCAUGGCUCAAUCGGCAAGAAAAUGAAAGCUCAAGAAAACAUCUAUACGUUUGAUGACUUUGUAGAUCUUUGUAAGACAGCGACAAGAUAGAUUGGUUUUCCUUUGUUUUCUCAAAAUCAGCUAGAAAUUAUUUACUAGGUUUUGCCUUUGGACGGGAGACCCGAAAAUAAUACGUUACAGUAAUCGAGGCGAGACGUAACAAACGCAUGAAUAAUGAUAUCAGCGUCUUUAGUGGACAGAAGGGAGCGAAUUUUAGUGAUAUUACAGAGAUGAAAGAAGGCUGUUUUAGUAACGCUUUUAAUGUGCGACUCAAAGGAGAGAGUUAGGUCGAAGAUAAUACCCAGAUUCUUUACCGAGUCGCCUUGUUUGAUUGUUUGGUUGUCAAAUGUUAAAGUUGUAUUAUUAAAUAGAGGUCGGUGUCUAGCAGGACCGAUAAUCAGCAUUUACAGUUUUUUGGCGUUGAGUUGCAAAAAGUUAACGGACAUCCAUUGUUUAAUUUCAUUAAGACACGCCUCCAGCUGACUACAAUCCGGCGUGUUGGUCAGCUUUAGGGGCAUGUAGAGUUGGGUGUCAUCAGCAUAACAGUGAAAGCUAACACCGUAUUUGCAUAUGAUGUCACCUAGCGGCAGCAUGUAGAUGCUGAAGAGUGCAGGGCCAAGGACCGAACCCUGGGGAACUCCACACGUUACCUUAACGUAGUCCGAGGUCACAUUGUUACGGGAGACGCACUGCAUCCUGUCAGUAAGAUAAGAGUUAAACCAAGACAGGGCUAAGUCUGACAUACCAAUUCGUGUUUUGAUACGCUCUAAUAAAAUAUUAUGAUCGACGGUACCGAAAGCAGCGCUAAGAUCGAGGAGCAGCAACAUAGAUGACGCAUCAGAAUCCAUCGUUAGCAAUAGAUCAUUAGUCAAUUUUGCGAGGGCUGUCUCAGUAGAGUGAUUUGCCCUGAAACCGGAUUGAAAGGUUUCACAUAGAUUGUUAAACGCUAAGUGUUCAUUUAGCUGCUCUGCAACAAUUUUUUCGAGGAUUUUCGAAAUAAAGGGAAGGUGAGACACCGGUCGGUAGUUUACCAUGAGGUCAGGAUCGAGGUUAGGUCUUUCAAGGAGAGGAUGAAUAACCGCUUUUUUGAAUGCUAGGGGAACAGUGCCAGGAGAAAGUGAUAAGUUUAUAAUAUUUAGCACUGAUGGACCUAAUAAUACAAAAAGCUCCUUGAUAAGUUUCCCAGGAAGUGGGUCAAGUAAACAUGUUGUUUGUUUUAUUCCAUUUACACGUUGUAACAAUUCUUCUAAUGUUAUUUCAUCAAAACGAGAGAAACUAUUUUGGAUAUUUGCAGUAUCCCUGCCCACUGGGUGUGAGUUUUCCUUGCCCUUUUGUGGGUUCUUCCGAGGAUUUGUGCAGUCCUUUGAGACAUUUGUGAUUUGGGGCUGUAUAAAUAAACAUUGAUUGAUUGAUUUUUGCGAGGGCUGUCGAUUAGCUUGCAGUCACGCAGUGACCAAAUAUGUCUGAUUAGCACUCCACACAAGUCAAUAACGUCAACAAAACUCACCUUGGUGCAUUCAUGCUCAACGUUAAAAGUUUGGUGGACAAAAUGAGACGGAAAAAGAAGUGGCAUAAAACACAUCUUAGAAAGUCGGAGAAAGUUAUACAUGUAAACGAACUACGGUGAGUUCAAGGAGCGCCAAAAUUAGUAGGACAAAACGGCGCUCACCAAAUACUCAAAUCAGUGAAGCAUGUUUAAUAUAAACAGUGUGCUUUAUAACAAUUAGGAUGGUUUGUGUUUGUCCUCCUCCAGAAACCACAUUUAAACAAAAAUAUGUUUUUUCCCCCCCCCAUCUUUUUCCAUUUUUAUAUAUUUUUGAAAAAGCUCCAGAGAGCCACUAGGGCAGCGCUAAAGAGCCGGGGGUUGCCGACCCCCGCCCUAAAUGAUCAUAAAAGAGCACAGAGGAGGCGGAACUUUCUGAUCCCAGUCUGGUUCUGACCCUCAUAUGACCCCGCCCCCUCCCUAUUUGGAGCAAAAUGGCAUCUGCUUGCUUGUUGGUUGCAAAAUAAAACACAAAUCAAAAACCAUGUCGGGACCUGUAACAGUCCAGCUCUAACGUAGCUUCGGCGUGUGGGUGUAAUGUCUAUGACAGGUCACACACACACUCGGUCAGAUGUGAGUGCAAUGAUCCGACCUGACAGGCCGGCCCACAUCCUGGAGGCCAUUUUUUAAUGCUAUGUGGGGGAAAAAAUCCUUGUCUGCUUGGUGGGCCACAGUUUGAUGUAAGGAGUCAAUACUCUUGCAUUAAAUGUAAGUCUGAUCAUGUAAAAAAAAGCCCAAAGCAGUAAAGUUGUAACGUUGUGUAAAUGGUAAAUAAAAAGAGAAUACAAUGA
Messenger RNA from Nerophis ophidion (straightnose pipefish), 7022 nucleotides. RefSeq names its product integrin alpha FG-GAP repeat containing 2 (gene itfg2). The record is from RefSeq and is a predicted model, not a curated record. The transcript is spliced from 13 exons. Gene Ontology annotation, cellular component: KICSTOR complex. Gene Ontology annotation, biological process: regulation of TOR signaling. Gene Ontology annotation, molecular function: protein binding. Bases 144 to 1796 code for a protein of 550 amino acids. NCBI's taxonomy places the organism in Eukaryota, Metazoa, Chordata, Actinopteri, Syngnathiformes, Syngnathidae.